AUGCUCUCCCCUUGUUUGACCCUCCUUCCCUCUGCUUUCCUCCCUCCCUUUUCCUCCAUGCCUGCCCUCCUCCCCUCUGCUCUCAUCCCCUUCUUCUCUCCGCCCUCCCUUCUCCUCCCUUUCUGCCCUCCUCCCCUCUGCUCUCAUCCCCUUGUGCUCUUCUUCCCUCUGCCCCCCCUCGUUUUCUUCCCUACAUCAUCGUGUAGACCUAGAAGGCCCCUUCCCCUUCGAUCCAUCGCAUCCACUCUCCCCCGCCUCUCCUCCCUCAACAGAGCUCUGCUCUCCUCCUUCAUGCGGGGAGGUUCCUGGAUGUUUCCUCGCCUGCCAGCCUGGCAGCCCGGCACGCCAUUGGUGGAUCGAGUGCUGCAUGCCAUGUGGCACCACGUGUGCAGCUACAAGCUCGCCACUGAAACACAGCUGGAUGAGAGUGCUGUGUGUCCUUUUUCCACCCUUACACCCCUUCUUCCCCUCUCUCUCCCCAACCCCUUUACUCCCCCCUCCCCCACUCCUCCCCCCCUACACACCCAUCACACCUUCCACUCCAACCCCACAUAUCCCCCUCACUCCCCGCAUUCCUCCCGCUCCCGCCACUCCCCUCCCGACACCCAUCAGCCCACACUCCCCACCAUUAUCACCCCACUCUCCCCCACUCUGUCCCUUCCCUCGCCCUCCUUCCCCCAACACCCACCCACCAGGUACGUGAUGGACGAGUUCGGCAGUGCCUUCCAUCACAGCACCUCAGUAACUCAGUACGUGAUGGACGAGUUUGGCAGUGCCUUCCGUCACAGCGACCGACCCAACUUCCGCUGUGCGCCCUUCCUCUUCCUGCUGGAUGGCUCCUUCGCCUCUGCUCUCAGGUGGGGGGGAUGUGUUCUCAGCUACUCCAUCUUGUGGCCGGUGGCAGCAGUGCAGCCGGGGGAGGAGUGCACGAGGGACUAUCUCGCCGGGGUGGGGGAGGAGCACCAACGCUCACCCAAGCUGUGCGUGUGGUUCCACACGCCCUCAAGCGCCUUCCACCAAGCUUAUGAGCAGCGCCUGUGCAGGUUCGCAGCAGCAACCACAAAGCACGCAGAAGCUACCGCUCUCCUUGCCUCUACUGCAUCCGACAAUAAAGAGGACAAGGGAGGAGAAGGAAAGGCGAGUGAAUCGGCAGACAAACCGGAGAGAACAGAAUUGGAGAAGCGGGUGUAUCGAGUGUUCACGGAUCUGCCCUAUGUCACUGACAACCUCUCCCGCCCCGAGUUUACUUUUGGUGAGCUCUGGUGGGGCAAGCAGAAGAAAGGAGGGGCUAGCAGAGGAAGCAGAGGAAGCGCGUGCAUCGAGUCUCCGGCAAUCUUCCCUAUGGCCGUGGACGAGGCGUUUCGAGAGGCAACUGGGUUAAAGGAGAGGAGGAGCAAAGGAGAGCCAACUGGGCGGCUGGAGUCACACGGCAACACGCGCCCCUGGUUACAAGACAAUUUCGGCUUGUACCCGGAGAGAAGAAACAUUGACAUGGUGCCGUAUGCUCUCCAGGCAUACGGCAACACGCGCCCCUGGCUACAGGACACAUACAACAUGCAGUCGGAGAUGGCAGCGCUGAUAGGGUGCUUUAAUUGGAGGGAGGCGGCAGCUGCUGCUGCUGCAGGGAAGCGGUUGACUGCCAGCUACGGAGGCAAUGAGGCACCUGAGAGUGAUGCAGGCAUGCGAUGGGAACUGGCAGCGCUGAUAGGGUGCUCUCAGCAGAGGGAGGCGGCGGCUUCUGCUGCUGCUGCUGCUGCUGCUGCUGUUGCUACUGCUGCUGCUGCUGCUGGUGGUGGUGGUGGUGGUGGUGGUGGUGGUGGUGGGGGUCAAGUGAUUUGCAGCUAUGAGGACCGUGAGGUGGCUCAGAAGGUAGACCCCAAUCUGGACAACACGUGGAUCUUAAAGCCGUGGAAUCUCGCGCGCAGCAUGGAUGCAACAGUGUCGCGCCAACUGGCGCAGAUCGUACGGCUGGCAGAGACCGGGCCGGAGGUCUGCCAGAAGUACAUCUCCCGCCCCGCGCUCUUCCACGGGCGCAAGUUCGACCUGCGGUUCUUGCUGCUGCUGAAGAGGCUUAAACCGCUCGAGGCAUACCUCUCCGAUGUGUUCUGGAGGAAGUUUGACCUGCGCUUCCUGCUGCUGCUCAAGCGGCUGAAGCCGCUGGAGGCAUAUUUCUCAAACGUGUUCUGGGUGAGUGGUAUGUCUGGCUGCUGCCUGCUGGUUGGUGGGUGGUUGCUUGAAGCGUCCCACAGCAAGGCAGACACUGGGCCAAAGGAGACGCCGGGCCAAGGCAGGGCAGAGAGCGGCCCCAAGGUCUGUCAGAAGUGCAUCUCCCACCCCGCGCUCUUCCACGGGAGAAAGUUCGACCUGCGCUUCCUGCUGCUGCUCAAGCAGUUGCGGCCCUUGGAGGCUUAUCUCUCCGACGUGUUCUGGAAGUACAUCUCCCGCCCCGCGCUCUUCCACGGGCGCAAGUUCGACCUGCGCUUCCUGCUGCUGCUCAAGAAGCUGAGACCCCUUGAGGCGUACCUCUCAGACGUUUUCUGGGCUCGCAUCGCCAACAAAAAGUAUUCGCAAGCAGAGGACUCGCUAUCGGACUUCCAGACACAUUUCACUGUCAUGAACUACAGCGGUCACAAGUACGAGCACGUGCCAACACACGAGUUUGUGCAGGCAUUUGAGCAGGAGCACAGUGGUAUGGAUGGUGAUGACGUGGUAUGGAUGGGUGAUGACGUGGUAGUGACGUGGCAGUCCAUUGACCAAUCAGUGCAGAGAAUGUUACGGGAGCUGCUGGCGGCAGCUGUCACUGUUCAUCCUGAGAUGCAACCAGAUGAAGACACCUGUCGAGCAAUCUACGGUGUGGAUGUGAUACUGGAUGAUCACUUCCAACCCAAGCUUCUAGAGGGCGUUCUUGUCAAGGGUCAGAAGCUUGAGGCGGGUAAAGGAGCUGACUGUGGUGGGAAUGGGGCCGGAGAGGCGGUUGGAGGAGAGGUAAAGAUGGGUGAGGGAGGCGGAACAGGAGGGGGGGGAGAGUGGGGUGGGCGGGCCGGAGAGGGCGUUGGAGGCGAGAUUGAGGAUGGUGAGGGCCUGCUUGUCCUGGCAGAAGGCGGGGAUGGGGCCUGUGGGAGUAGAGUGGGGCAGGAGGGAAGGGGAGCAGGAGGGGGAGGAGAGAAGGGGGCGAAAGAGGGGUGGGCGGGCCGGAGAGGGCGUUGGAGGCGAGGUCUUGAUGGGCCUAGCAGAAGGCGGGAAGAAAGAGUGGUAAGAGAGAGUGGUGAGAAAGCAGACUUAGAGGUGAGGAAGGUGAGGGCUUGA
Molecule: messenger RNA, 3306 nt
Organism: Closterium sp. NIES-65
Lineage: Eukaryota; Viridiplantae; Streptophyta; Zygnematophyceae; Desmidiales; Closteriaceae
Source: the annotation of a GenBank genome assembly